AUGUCAGGUGAUCCUACACCAAAUUCUCCCUUCUCCCAGCUUGGUGAUAAAACUGAGAAUGAAUUAUCAUCAACCCUCAGCAACCUCGGAAUUCAAACCUCCAUCCAAGAUCCCAGUGCCAUCACUUGUUUAGCCCACCUCAAGUUCAUCCAUGCCAUCGCAAAACUCAAAGAGUCCAUCGGCUACACGGAUGGAUUAUUCGGAAUCUGGGACAGCCGAGCUCGCUACAAUCGCUUCAAGGCCAAAAACGGUACUGCCGAGUUUGGGGCCGUUACCUCAAACUAUCUAUUCGAUCAGUUAUCCCAUCAAGGGCCGGGCUUUAGUAUUGUUACCGACAACGGUAAGAGCCUUGCACUGAGCAAACUUCGUGAGAAGCGAUGGGCCAUCUACGUCGCUCGCGCCGUUGAUAGGUAUGAAGCUUGGUGGUCAUCCAUGUUUCAGCUGUCAUUGAAGACAAGUCAAUUGUCUGAGGCUCUUUCCCCGGCACACGAAGCGUUUCCCGUUGCGGGCGAUGUUCUUGACUGGAACAACAUGGUUCUCCCACCACUUGACGUUCUCAUGGUUCUGCAUACACAUAUGCUCAACCCCAGGCUGUUCCUAGAAGACUGCAUGCGUUACGGCGCCCGAGAGUUCUGGGCAGCUGGCAUGCCGUGGGAAAGGAUCAACGCCGCAAUCGAUAAAAACUUCAACUAUAUCCAGUCUGAAGAGAGAAAAUCCAUCUGGAGUGCCAUGUGUACUCGAAAUUGGGACAAUACCCAAGACACGAUGCACAAGUUGAUGGACUGCCCAUCUUGCCGAGCUUCCAAUGCCAUCCCGUGGACGACUUGCGGGGAGGAUGGGGCGCCAACUGACAAUGACCGAGACGGGCUUGUCGGUAUAGGCUAUGCUGACGGAAACUUUUCUUUUGACUGCACGGUCUGCGGCAUCAACAUCAACCAUAAUGUCCUGUGCGUGGAUCGGUUCCUAAAGGAUUGCGCCCACCUUCUCGAGAGCGACUGUCCAAUUCGGGGAACCAUUCUCGACAUUGAGACUGGAUGCCCUCAGAAAGCACAACCCGAAGAGGACGACACUCCAAAUCCUCGCGUGCUAGCAAAUGACGCAUUGAAAGCCGGCCUCGGGAAACAACUCCUCCAGCUAUCUGGAAGCUCUUCAUCUCCACUGGACAUGGAAACAAUCCAAACCCUGAUCCAAGAUGACGAAGCCCAUCGAAAAGAGAGCAUCCAAAAGAAGAAGUUGCGUUUUAGGGAACAAGUGAGACUUCAGGAGCUCUACGAAAAGUCUUCCCUAGGCUGCCGAAUAAUACUUUUCAAGUAUCAAAAUAAUUCCAGCCCCUUUGGUAUCGCGUUGGAAGGGGCUGUUCUACGGCAGGGCAUUUUUAUCGACGACAUGACACGGCUGGACUGGAUCCACCAACUAUCGAACACAAGCAUUAUGGACAAGCUUCUCACCAAGUACAAUCGUUUCUUUGACAUGGUUAAAGAAAACCCAGAGCACCUUGCAGUACCGACUCUUGAUAUCGACUUGGCAUGGCAUACCCAUCUACUCAGCCCUUUCGCCUAUUAUCGAUAUUCAUAUCAGGUGACUGAGAAGCUGAUUGAUCACGCCGACAAAAUCGACGAGGUCAGGUUUUGUAGAGGGUUUGAGUGGUCAAACAAGGAGUACCAGAGAAAGUAUGGGGAGGUUUAUACUGAAUGCUCCUGCUGGUAUUGUGAGACUCUCCGAACAAUGUUGACACCGAGCCUCGAGAAACUAUACCGAAUUAUGGGCUUGCCAACUGUUCACUGCGAAAUCGAUGACAAGUUUCACGAGUCAGGGCUUGCUAAAGCAUGCCCAGCCAACAGAUCCCCUCACAUAUCUUCACACAACUCGGUCAAGAUACAAGCACCAACCGAAAAAGACUGGCGAUGGAAAUAUAAUUACGAAUGGGCACGCGAUAACCGUACUAAUCGUCUCAACAAGGGCUACGACAAGCUUUGUCGACGGGCCAAAAAGAAUGGUAGACCGGUUCCAUCUCGAAAAAUGCCCCGUAAUCAUUGGGGGCAUGUGGAUGACGGAGCUGUGCCGUACCGUUCGACAGAUUGCAUGACCGCUGAGCUGUACUCGAAGCAUUCCAAACCAUGCAGUAUAGAAGCGGAUGAUAUCUUGAAUGCUUUCUCAGAUCUUGGCGAUGCAUUGACUGCUGACGAGAGUCAUGGCGGGUUCGGAGAUUCCAGUGGCAGUGGUGACAGCGGCGGUGGUGAUGGAGGUGGCGGAGGUGGCGGAGGUGGCGGAGGAGGUGACUGA
Messenger RNA from Fusarium keratoplasticum, 2283 nucleotides. RefSeq lists its product as uncharacterized. The transcript is spliced from 7 exons. Bases 1 to 2283 code for a protein of 760 amino acids. The record is from RefSeq and is a predicted model, not a curated record. Lineage: Eukaryota; Fungi; Ascomycota; Sordariomycetes; Hypocreales; Nectriaceae.